Messenger RNA from Aspergillus heteromorphus CBS 117.55, 1977 nucleotides. RefSeq names its product F-box/WD repeat-containing protein. Gene Ontology annotation, molecular function: protein binding. Lineage: Eukaryota; Fungi; Ascomycota; Eurotiomycetes; Eurotiales; Aspergillaceae. The coding region runs from base 1 to 1977 and encodes 658 amino acids. The transcript is spliced from 4 exons. The record is from RefSeq and is a predicted model, not a curated record.
AUGAGUCCGCGCAGUGUGCCUGAGCAGAUGGCGACGGCGCAUUCCCGGUCAUGUGCAGCAGCCAGAGACUCAGCCCCAUCGCUCUCCAGUACCCACUCCAGGUCUCUGUCUUCGUCCACCAAGACCGGCACUCCUAUUCCUCCCAGCCUUCUCCCAUCGGCGCCAGCUUCGCCUCCCACCCCAGCGCCUAGUCCCACCCCUCACCAAAGACCUCCGACCUGGCAGACGACAACGGACGAGGAUGAUGAUGCCGUCCUGCUGAAUGCUAGGAUACACUUCAGUUCGCUCUCCAACGCGAAGAAACAAAGAUUCUUGGAAGGGAUACUUGGUUUAUGUGAUAGUCAACACCUGAGCUUUGUAUCCAGCUACGUUAGUCCUCGCUUGAGAAAGGAUCCGUUCUUGGUAUUCCCGAAUGAACUGUGCUUGAGGGUUCUAUCUUUCAUCGACGACCCCAAGACGCUGGCGAGAGCAUCUCAAGUAUCAAGACGCUGGCGGGAACUGUUGAACGACGAUAUCACGUGGAAAAACUUGUGUGAGAAGCAUUCGUACGCAUCCCGGAAGAUGUCGGAGGACGAUCGAGACUUCCUCGACCCUUUCCAUGGGCACCAGUUGCAUGCGGUGUCUAGUACCCAGUCGUUGAGCGGACUGCAAAGGCGACCCAAUCUGUCUAGCGUUCAGUCUCGGGACUGCCUCGCUGAAGUCCCGCGCUCUUUAUCGGGAGACUGGCUCUCCUUGUCAGGGUACCCAUCACGCAAGAAGCGGGUUAGACCGCUAUCUUACAGGUCCCACUUUAAGCAAAAGUACAUGGUGGAGUCUGCCUGGAAUAAAGGCGGGCGCAGUACCCAAAGACAUAUAACUCCUGACCAGGGCGUGGUGACCAGCCUGCAUCUUACUCCGAAGUAUAUCGUGGUUGCCCUAGACAACGCUAAGAUCCAUGUGUAUGAUACCAACGGAGAUAACCAGAAAACGCUCCAGGGCCAUGUGAUGGGGGUUUGGGCUAUGGUUCCGUGGGACGACAUUCUUGUCAGUGGUGGUUGCGACCGCGAGGUUCGUGUCUGGAAUAUGGCCACCGGUGCGGCGAUCUACCUCUUGCGUGGGCACACGUCAACAGUGCGCUGCCUUAAGAUGUCUGACAAGAAUACGGCAAUCUCGGGAUCGCGCGAUACAACACUGCGCAUAUGGGACUUGGCCACGGGCACUUGCAAGAACGUUCUGGUUGGGCACCAAGCUAGCGUUCGUUGCCUAGCUAUCCACGGGGAUCUCGUGGUUUCGGGAAGCUAUGACACCACCGCCCGCAUUUGGAGUAUCUCGGAAGGGAGAUGCCUCCGCACGCUUUCGGGCCAUUUCAGCCAAAUCUAUGCAAUCGCGUUCGAUGGCAGACGCAUCGCGACAGGCAGUUUGGAUACCAGUGUGCGGAUUUGGGACCCGCACUCGGGACAGUGCCAUGCUAUCUUGCAAGGCCAUACCUCCCUGGUAGGGCAGUUGCAGAUGCGGGGCGAUACUCUGGUCACUGGCGGCUCCGAUGGCUCCGUUCGUGUUUGGUCGCUAACUAAGAUGGCGCCCAUUCACCGGCUGGCAGCGCAUGACAACAGUGUGACUAGCUUACAGUUCGACAGCUCUAGAAUUGUCAGUGGCGGGAGUGACGGUCGCGUCAAAGUCUGGAGUUUACAGACUGGCCAAUUGCUUCGAGAGUUGUCGACCCCGGCGGAGGCUGUCUGGAGGGUCGCCUUCGAAGACGAAAAGGCCGUCAUCAUGGCCAGUAGAUCAGGUCGCACCGUUAUGGAGGUUUGGACUUUCUCGCCACCUCCCGAAGAAGAUGGGGAUGAUACGGUGAUUGUCGAGAGCGCUUCCAGCACACCAGGGCUUCAUCCGACGAAUACCGACAGCAGGCAUAGAGAUCGCUUCUCAGACCCUCCUCCAAGCCUGCCGCUCAAUAAUGAGGAUGACCAGGCGAUGACGGAUGCUCCUCUCUCUUGA